AUGAACUUUAAAAUAGAUGAACAAAUAAGGGAGUACAAUUUGCUCAAGGACAGGUUUGUUGAUACCGAAACAGAAUUGCGUAAAUUACGAGAUACUUUGAAAGUAGUGCAGAAGAAGGCAAGCAAAGUCGAUGAAUUAGAAGCGCAGAUAAAAACAUUGGAGCAAGAAAAUGAGCAAUUAAAGAAUUGUCUGAACAAAAAUCAGCCUACAAAAGAAAGAAAUGAGACACCAGUAAACAAAGCUAAUAACAAAGAUAAGCGUGUAGUGGUAUGCGUGGCCAUGAAACCGACAUGUAAUAUAGAAACCGCUGCGGAGAGUUUUGAUAAAGAACAACUAUCGACAGAUAAUACAGAAAAUAAGAUGGAAACUAGCAAAAAGAAAGGAUCAUGGAUAACUGUACAGAAAAAGAAAUAUCCUGAGAGGCAAGUCUUAAGAGGAGGAAAUACUGGUACAGGAAAUAUUCAAGUGGAAAAAGAAUUGGAGGUGCGCGCGGCUGAGCCAAUCGUGCCGCCCGACCCACAUCAUCCUCCGCUCGCCAUUGUGGUGCAGCGGGGGCGUACGCGGUACGGCGAGCAGCUCGCGCCGGCGCCACUGCUAGCUGAGUCUGAGGGGGAGCAAUCAGACGCAUACUGGAUGGAACUUCUAUAA
Molecule: messenger RNA, 648 nt
Organism: Parnassius apollo (apollo)
Lineage: Eukaryota; Metazoa; Arthropoda; Insecta; Lepidoptera; Papilionidae
Source: the annotation of a GenBank genome assembly